AGGCCUCUGUGGCCUCUUGCUGGCUGGGAAGUCCUGUUCUCCGGCCUGAGUUCGUAGAGGUCCAGGGGCCGACUGAGAGGGUCUUGGGCGGGGCCGGGCUCCUCUUCCCGGUGAGCAGGUGGCCUGCAGGGGCCCCACGCCGGCGCUGGCAGCCAUGGUGCGCAACGUGGACGACCUGGACUUCCACGUGCCAUCGCACGCCCAGGACAUGCUGGACGGCCUGCAGCGGCUGCGCUCCCAGCCCAGGCUGGCCGACGUCACGCUGCUGGUGGGUGGCCGGGAGCUGCCCUGCCACCGCGCCCUCCUGGCGCUGAGCAGCCCCUACUUCCAGGCCAUGUUUGCGGGCGACUUUGCCGAGAGUUACGCGGCGCGCGUGGAGCUGCGGGACAUGGAGCCCGCCGUGGUGGGCCAGCUGGUGGACUUCGUGUACACGGGCCGGCUGACCAUCACGCAGGGCAACGUGGAGGCGCUGACGCGCACGGCCGCGCGCCUGCACUUCCCCGCCGUGCAGAAGGUGUGCGGCCGCUACCUGCAGCAGCAGCUGGACGCCACCAACUGCCUGGGCAUCUGCGAGUUCGGGGAGCAGCAGGGGCUGCUGGGCGUGGCCGCCAAGGCCUGGGCCUUCCUGCGGGAGAACUUCGAGGCCGUGGCCCAGGAGGACGAGUUCCUGCAGCUGCCCCGGGACCGGCUGGCCACCUGCCUGGCCAGCGAGCUGCUGCAGGUGCAGCCGGAGCAGAGCCGCCUGGAGGCCCUGCUGCGCUGGGCGCGUCACGACCCCCAGGCCCGGGCCGCCCACCUGCCCGAGCUGCUGGGCCUGGUGCGCCUGGACGCUGUGCCCAGGCCCCGCGUGCAGCAGCUGCUGGCCACAGAGCCGCUGCUCCGGGGCUCGGAGGCGUGUCAGGCGGCCCUGGCGCAGGGCCACGAUGAGGCGCCGCCCCCCGCCCCGCAGACGCUGCAGGAGGUCCUGGUGGUGGUGGGCGGCCUGGCGCUGGAGGACGAGGAGGGCGCCGAGCAGCCCACCCCGCACCCCAGGAACUUCGCCUUCUACAACACCAAGGCCAGGCGGUGGCUGGCGCUCCCGGACUUCCCUGACUACCACAAGUGGGGCUUCUCCCUGACGGCGCUGAGCAACACGGUCUAUGUCACAGGUGGCUCCCGGGGCACCAAGACAGACAGCUGGUCAACCACCCAGGCCUGGUGCUUCCCGCUCAAGGAAGCGGCCUGGAGGCCAGUGGCACCCAUGCUGAAGGCCCGCACCAACCACGCCAGCGUGGCACUCAACGGGGAGAUCUAUGCCAUCGGCGGGACCACCCUGGACGUGGUGGAGGUAGAGAGCUACGACCCCUACACAGACACCUGGACGCCCAUCAGCCCGGCCCUCAAGUACGUGAGCAACUUCUCGGCGGCCGCCUGCUGCGCCAGGCUCUACCUGGUGGGCUCCAGCGCCUGCAAGUACAACGCCCUGGCCCUGCAGUGCUACAGCCCGGUGACAGGUGGGGGCCUGCGGCGCUACAGCCCGGUGACAGACUCGUGGAGCGUGAUCGCCUCGCCCUUCCUCCCCAAGUACCUGUCUUCCCCGCGCUGCGCCGCGCUGCAGGGGGCCCUCUACCUGGUCGGCGACAACACCAAGAAGGUCUACAUGUAUGACCCCGGGGCCAACCUGUGGCAGAAGGUGCAGUCCUUGCACAGCCUGCACGAGAACGGUGCGCUGGUGCCACUGGGCGACGCGCUGUACCUGACGGGGGGCCGCUGGCAGGGCAUGGACGGCGACUACCACGUGGAGAUGGAGGCCUACGACCGUGGGCAGGACACCUGGACCCGCCACGGCGCACUGCCCCGCCUCUGGCUCUACCACGGGGCCUCUGCCGUCUUCCUGGACGUCUCCAAGUGGACCCAGCCCUUCAGCCCUGCCCAGGAGCACUGAGCAGCUCUUCCUCGGGGGCUGGGGGGCUGGCUGAGCACCCCCACCCAGGGGUGGCGCCCCUUGGUGUGGUGCCUGUCUGUCCACCUGGUUCUGCACCUCCAGGGACAUCAGAGGACAUGGCCUUGGUCCCCACAGCCACCGCACGAACUCCCAACUGCCCGGCCGCAAGGGCUUGAACUCUGGCCUUCCUACCCACGGGGUGUCUGGGGCCUCACACAGAGGAGCCCGGGGGCCUGGGGGAAGCACGGGGAGGUCGCCCAGAUCCUGCUGCCCCAGCCGUGUCCCGGCGGCAGCUUCUGGGAGCUGCAUCACAGAGCGAGGGGCCCUGGGGUGGGAUCUGCACCCGGCGUCUGCGGGCCUGCUUCGGCCUGGCCCUCAGCUGUGUGACCCUGGCUGGCCGCUGCCCCUCCCUGGGCCUCAGGCUCCGCGUCCGUGACGCGUUGCGAAGGGAGGAGGCAGGGCAGGGGCCCAGGAGGGCUGAGGAAGAGACGGUGAGCAAAGGCUUCCCGGCCGGUGAAGGAGGCGGUGCUCCAGGGCUGGGCUUUCCCCUAUUUCUUGGGGUGGUUCGCCCCCAUGAGGCAGUGAGAGCCCCAGCAGCAGACCCAGGAGGGGAAAGGUGGGGGUCCUGCGGGGAUUCUAGGGAUGCUCUUGUGUGCUCCCAGGUGGCUUCCUGAGCGAGGGGAGUGCCCCAUGGGCCCCCGCCAGCCUGUGCUGUGACUCAGGUGCCUCGGGUCUGCCCCAGAGCACCGCGAGUCUGACUGGGGCCCCACGCAGACCUGGUUCAAGCCCCCUCCUCCUCCUCCUCACUGGCCCUCAACACGGCCUCACAUUGACGGCUGCUCCCUGGGGGCUCAGUGGCCCUCCCCCUUGUCACCAGCUUCAUCAAGGGACCCAUGACCAGGACCACAAGUCGGGGGUCCUAGGUCUGGCCUGGCUCUGGCCCUGGCACUGAGUGUCUGAGGCCCGGGGGACCCCCCCACCUCCCUCUGGACCUGGGUUUUCUAUUUUGAAACCCACUGGGCACAAGAGGGCUCCGAGGAAGGAAUCGCUGGUCCCUCCACGUCCGUUUUGCUCCCAGACCUGGCUCCUCACACAGUUUCUUUCGGGAGAAUUGCAUUUGUCUCCCGGGGCAGAGGCAGAGCAGGGCCUGCUGGACACCCACUUCCCCAGGAGCAAGGGCCCAGCUCCGAGGACGCCCAGUCAGCGGGGGGGGGGGGGGGGGGGGGGGGGGGGGGGGGGGGGGUGGACGGCAUGAACAUGAAGGCCCCUGGGCUUCUUGAACCUUCCCUACGAGAAUCUUCUGAAAUGGCUCCCGAUCGGUUGGUGCAGAUCCUCGGCCAAACACUCUCAAAACAAAGACUCGACCUGUCAAAUGGGCUUCCUUCUAUCACAGCGGGGGCGUUGGAAGGCGGUAUCUUAGAACGAGGCCCGCCUCUGCUCCUGCCCACAGGGCGACACGGGGAAGCUCCUGGGGGGGGCAGGCCUGGUCCUCAGCCUGCUGGUGCCAAACUGCCCCCAUCUGAUGAGCUGAGCUGCCCCUGUCCGGAGCACCUGGGUCAGGCCAGUGGUGUCCUCAGGGUCACCGGAGGACACGGAUGAGUCUUUGAAUGGAGUGACGGGGGACCUGUUAACCACCGAGGGCUCCUUCCGAGGCGAAGGCAGGAAGGACGGGCUUUGGCGAGGGGCAAAGGGGCUCCUGGCGGGGAGUCCAGCGACAGUGGGGAGCCGUCACCUGCCCUCUGCCCCCAGGGACAUGGCAAGGAGCAGACACAGCCUCCAGGCAGAGAGCUGGUGGGAGAGGGUGCCGAGGACCGGGGGCCUUUGCUAAAGAGACUGUGCCGCUGUCCCUUGUGGCCCCGUGGGGACGAAGUGGCAGGACAGAUACGCUGACCUCACUCUGCUGCCUCCUGGGGGUGCCUCCCGCUGGCCAGAUCCAACCAGAAUCAGAGGGAGAACGGGCCGUUGGCAGAGAGCAGGCGGAGACGGGAGCCAGGAUGGGCAGACGGGAGAUGUCCAUCAUGCGGCCGCCACACUCGGGGGUUCUCAUGGGGACAGACACUAACGUACGUUCACACGAGGCUUGUCUGUGGGGCAACCCGGCCUUGCUCUUCCCUUCUUUGGGAAACAAGGGCGCAUCGGGUUGGGGGCCAGUGGGGACUUCUAGAAAGGAGAACGGAUAACCUUGGAACAGGUGCCAAAGCCUGCUGAACUCUCGGGCCCACGAGAGUGAGACCACCUGCCCCCAGGCGGGUGCGCGCUGUCCUUCUCCCAGACGAGGCUGGGUGAGUGGAGGUUCCUCUGCAGACCUGAGGCUUUGGAGACCAAAGAGUGCCGCACAGUGCCCUCAGGGGCCAGCCAGCCCAGGCGGAGCCGGGUCCACGGGCACUUCUCACCACUUCCUCUGGACUGGGUUUUCCAGUACCUCGCAGACAAGACCCGUUCCCGUGUAAAUAUCUGUAAUAAACGGACUGAUCAAAUGA
Molecule: messenger RNA, 4404 nt
Organism: Suricata suricatta (meerkat)
Lineage: Eukaryota; Metazoa; Chordata; Mammalia; Carnivora; Herpestidae
Gene: KLHL30
Product: kelch like family member 30
Exons: 8
Coding region: 155-1924 (589 amino acids)
Molecular function (GO): protein binding
Source: RefSeq, a predicted model, not a curated record